AUGAUAACAUGCCACAUUGCACAGUUAAACUGUUCUACAAAGCGAAAUAUGGGGAAGUAUUCAGGGAAGAAAUGUCGUUUAUUGUCUAUGCUGUGGUUGACAGGAAGUUUCUUCAUAGUGGAACUUGUAGUUGGAUAUGUGACCAAUUCUAUGGCCUUAGUUGCUGACUCAUUUCACAUGCUGAGUGAUGUAGCAGCUCUUGUUGUAGCUUUCUUGUCUGUAAAGAUGUCACCAAAGAAAUGGUCGAAGAACACAUUCGGUUGGGCACGAGCGGAGGUACUAGGAGCUCUUGUGAAUGCUGUAUUUCUGGUCGCGUUGUGCUUCAGCAUCACAAUAGAGGCUGUGCAGAGGUUUAUCAACAUCGAGACUAUACACAAUCCUAAACUACUCGUCGCUGUUGGUACACUGGGUCUCAUCCUAAACAUUGUGGGCCUGUUUCUGUUUCACGAGCAUGGUAGCAGCCACGGACAUACACAUGGUGGUGUUCCGCCCCCGUCCAACGUCAGACACCUCACGGAAUUGGUGAACAGCAACGCUGAUAUGGCCCUGGGCCACGCGACAACAGAUACAGAGGAGACGGACGAAAUGGUGCCCCCCAAAGUCGACAAGUUACCCAACAACAAACAAGCUCCAAAACACACAGACGCUGGCAAUUUGAAUAUGAAAGGAGUGUUUCUACACGUGCUCUCGGAUGCCUUAGGUUCAAUAAUAGUAGUAAUAUCAGCGUUAGUGGUCUGGUUGACGGAGUGGGAAUACCGCUUCUACAUCGACCCGGCCCUGAGUAUAGUCCUGGUGAUCUUAAUCCUGACGUCCGUUUGGCCACUGUUGAGAGAAUCUGCGCUUAUUUUACUGCAGACUGUACCCACGCAUAUACAGGUGGAUGCUAUACAAAGGCGCCUUUUGGAUGAAGUUGACGGUGUGCUAGCGGUACACGAGUUCCACGUGUGGCAGUUAGCUGGUGACAGGAUCAUCGCAAGCGCACACAUUAGGUGUAGAAACUUAUCAGAAUAUAUGAAGAUAGCGGAAAAGGUUAAGGAAUUCUUUCACAACGAAGGUAUUCACUCGACGACGAUUCAGCCAGAGUUUGUAGAACUGCCCCUAGAUGGAAAUGAGAUGAUAAGUUCGUCAGCAGAAGCGCCGUGCGCACUGCACUGUCCGCCUAACGACUUAUGCCAUAACGCGACGUGUUGCGGGCCAAAUCAACAGAAACAAAGCACUCCCUCGCCGGUUGUUACACCAUACAUGUGCAGACAAAGAAAUAUGGGUUCGCGAACAGAAUCAGUGAAUUCCAACAUUGGCACUGGAAAUCAAGGGAACCCAACUGCAAGGAAUUUGGAUGCAUUGGAGUGCGGCUCACUGCUGCCAUCUCCAAUAGGAGACAAUCGGUUGGCGGUCUGA
Molecule: messenger RNA, 1398 nt
Organism: Leptosia nina
Lineage: Eukaryota; Metazoa; Arthropoda; Insecta; Lepidoptera; Pieridae
Source: the annotation of a GenBank genome assembly